Fusarium odoratissimum NRRL 54006 is the source of this 3208-nucleotide messenger RNA. RefSeq lists its product as uncharacterized. Gene Ontology annotation, cellular component: chromatin. Gene Ontology annotation, biological process: DNA-templated transcription; regulation of transcription by RNA polymerase II. Gene Ontology annotation, molecular function: zinc ion binding; RNA polymerase II cis-regulatory region sequence-specific DNA binding; DNA-binding transcription factor activity, RNA polymerase II-specific. The transcript is spliced from 4 exons. The record is from RefSeq and is a predicted model, not a curated record. NCBI's taxonomy places the organism in Eukaryota, Fungi, Ascomycota, Sordariomycetes, Hypocreales, Nectriaceae. The coding region runs from base 450 to 2516 and encodes 688 amino acids.
AGUCAUUGCUGCAGAAUGGGUGACAACAUCGGGACAUACGACACUCCAAACAAGCGACAAAGAGUGGGUUACAAUGGGGCUGGAGUCAAUCUACGCAUGUGUCCACAUUGCGGGCGCACCUUCAAACGAACGGAGCAUCUCGAGAGACACGUCAGAACACGUGAGUCUUGUGAUCUGAUUGAAGAUAGGGUAGCUGAUUUGAUGUAGAUACCAAAGAGAAGCCGUUUUUGUGCCAUUGCGGGGCGUCAUUUGCAAGACGCGACCUGCUCACGCGUCAUCAACGGCUAGCCGAGCAUGAGGGCGACGUCCCAUCGCCUGAACCUGCCCAAGGUAAUGUGACUGUCGUACAACAAGGGAAUGAUAGCAUCGGUGAUCCAGACUUGGCUGCAGCUGUGUCACUCUCCGGCCUAAGUGUUGACCCAUGGUUCUGUGCAAGAACACAGCAGCCGAUGCAGCUUCCUGUUGCUGUUCCUCAGACAGUGAAUGAACAAGUGCAACAUCAACCGAGUGCAGACGAUGGUCAAUUCGUUCCCAACUUUCUGUCACCACAGAUGCUUGACAGCGGCGUCGACUUUGACACCCACUUUCGCGAGUUCACCAGUUUCCUCGACGGCGUUGGACUCUCGGCUGAGUGGAGCCCUUUCUUCGGCGACCCUGACAGGCAUGAGGAACCCAUCGAUCCCGGGCUUACGCAAGACGAUAAUGAAGAGACCUCUCCCCGGCAAGGAGCUCCAACCCGAGCUGGGACCCCUUUCAGCUCAUGGCUUCCUUCUGCACCUACGGGUAAUCGGAUAUCCAAUUAUGUCUCUGACACCGACAAUCCAAGGGCUAUUGACCCUGAAACACGACCGUUCAAAGUCACCGAAGAGCAAAGAUCGAAACUCAAAGCAUCUAUCCUUGACCACUCGCAUCUCCUGGACCCAGCCUUUUGUGUCCCAUCGAGGCACGCUCUCACGCGUUAUGUGACCUCUUUCUUUGGCGGCUUUCAUACCCAUAUGCCGUUCAUUCACAUACCAACAUGGCAGAUCAACGAUCACUCACCUGAGUUGAUCUUCGGCAUCGCCGCCAUCGGAGCGCAGUACUGUUUCGAGUCGAGAGCCUCAGAGAGAUUGUUCUUCGCUGGAAAGGCUCUACUGAUGGAGAGACUGAGAAGGGACGCAGACUCAUUUGGUGUGUCCUCAGUUCCUAUACCGCAUGCCGUGCCACAUAAUGGUCGUCGGAGGGAUGCUGGAAACGAUGCAGCGGUCGAAACUAUCAGAGCUUUGAUCACGCUCAUGGGCUUCGCAACAUGGGAACCCAAAGCAUCAAUGGUCCAGGAGUCCUUCGCAUUGCAGGGCAUUCUCACUCAGGUCCUUCGAAACUCUGGCCUUGAGGACGUCGAUGAGCCCGCAUUGCCAACACCAUCAGAUCAACCAAGCGACGGCAACUCACUCUGGCACGAAUGGAAGACGUGGAUCAAGCAAGAGUCGAACAGGCGCUCAAAGCUCAUCGGCUUUUCCUUCCUUCAUACCCACAGUAUCGCUUACAACGUCUAUCCAACACUCCGUAGUAACGAGAUUGGUCUCCGACUACCAUGCUCUACAAAGGAGUGGAAAGCGCCAACUUCAGCCUUGUGGCGUACUGCAACAAAAGAGAUCCAAGAGCCACAGUUGUUCUUCCGAGAAGCGUUGUCAUUGCUGCUUAAGAACAAGAAUGACACAGCGCCACUAUUGCCAAUUCCUACGCCACUAGGCAAUUAUGUCCUGCUCCAUGGCCUACUUCAGAGAAUACACAUCGUACGAGAUCUGAGCCUUCCGGUGACCAGCAGCUCGGCUGUCCUUCCGAGCGAAGAGGUUGAGAAACUCGAACGAGGUUUGCGCUCGUGGACUUCGUGCUGGCAACAAGCCCCAGAGUCAACCCUCGACCCGAACAACGAGAACGGACCGAUCCCUUUUACUUCCAGCUCUCUUCUGUCAUUAGCAUAUGUGCGCAUAUAUCUGCACUUGGGUCCAUACAGACAACUCGAGACACGGGAUCCGCAAUGUAUCGCCAAUGCCAUCGCAGGCAGCCCCGAUAUCGAGAGGAGUGACGGCGUGAUUGCCGCACUCCUCUACUCGGCUCACAUGAUUGGAAUCCCGGUCCGCUUGGGCGUUGACCGUGUUGCAAGAAGUCAAGCCUUCUUCUGGAGUGUGAGGCACUCGCUCUCUGGUCUGGACUGCGCUGUACUAUUGAGCAAAUGGCUGUCAAAACUUGGGGAAACACUUGCCGAACACCCGCUGAGUGAUAGCGAAGACAGGAUCUUGCACUGGGUCAGAUGCAUCGUCGAGGAGGCAUACACGGUCGUCGACUUUGAUCAAGGCGCUGACACGGAUAACCCAACUCUUCUGGACUUCCGAGAUCCAAGCAACCUAUGCCUGGCAGUUUUGAAGAUAUGGGCACAUUUCUUCAAGAGUAACACCCAAUGGCCUUUCAUCAACAUCAUAGGUGUUGGGUUGGAAAAGUAUCGGGAAAUACUUGUUCACAAGAACAUCGGCUGAUGUCUUCACCUGACAACAUAGGCUCUAGAAACGCUUUAUUCAUGACUACCAAUAAUACCCUACUUCUGUUCCUGAGCCUUGGGCAUAACAGCUCCCUUUGGGGGCUUAUUCUUCUUCUUGAACUCAUCACACAUCUGCUCCAUCGUCACCCACUCAACACCUUCAUGCUUGUUGAUGUACUCAAUCAACCUGUCUACUGUCAGCUUGAACUUCACCUGGAAGACUUUGUCGUUUACCUCUCGUGCAUCAGCAGAGCAUGCGGCCGACCGGAAACAUCCGGAUGAACUGUAAGAGGAAACACGCAGAUCUCAUCGGGAUCAUCGGCGUAUUCGCGGUAGAAAUAGUCAAAGUGGUCUCGCCACAGAUCUUCAACAUCUCGAGAGUUGACCCAGCCGUGGCUGUUGGGGGCGUCUUUGAUGAACAUCAUGGGAGGAAGGCUAUCAAAGUAUCAGGGUCAGUCACAGUCGCAUUCUAAAAUACUACAUGAACAUACUGUGAUAAACGUUAGCUGUCAAAUCUCGUAUUAAUUACUGGAAAGACUCACCUCAUCUAAAUACCAGUUUGCUGGGAUCUCAACAAGUCCUGUAUCCUGCCCCUUUACCAAUGGCUUCAUCCAAGUCUCAGCCUUUUGCUUAUAGUCGAUCUUGGUCCAGCUAUCAUUAGUGCGUAGCCAGUACAUAUGGCAAUCGUCA